Ilex paraguariensis (yerba mate) is the source of this 1101-nucleotide messenger RNA. Lineage: Eukaryota; Viridiplantae; Streptophyta; Magnoliopsida; Aquifoliales; Aquifoliaceae. The record is from the annotation of a GenBank genome assembly.
AUGGGGACUUCGAUUCUGCUCUCAAGCCCCUUGACUUCCUUCACUCACUUCCCCAAACCCAGACCUGCCCUCUCCAAUCCCACCUCAAUCCUCACUUACACAAAACCCAUAAAAACCUUCAACUCCAUAUUUCUUCACAACCCUCAAUUCUCUUCCAAACCCUUGAAGGCUUGCCAGAAAAUUUUCGUCGUGGGAGAAUCCGAUGGAAGCGUCAGCAGCACAGAGGUCAUCGUCGGCGAGGAUUCAGCGGAAUUUGAAUUCUCCAAGCAAAAGAUUUCAUCGUGGUUGUAUUUCAGUGGCAUUUUGGCAGUCGUACUGUUUGUUCUUGACGUAGCUUGGAUUGAUAAUUCUACUGGUUUUGGAAAAGUCUUUAUCGAAGCUGUUUCGAGCAUAUCAGAUAGCCAUGAGGUUGUAAUGUUGAUCCUUACUCUUAUUUUUGCGCUAGCCCACAGUGGAUUGGCCAGUCUUAGAGACCCUGGUGAGAAACUCAUUGGAGAGCGUGCUUUUCGUGUCUUGUUUGCGGGCGUAUCUCUUCCAUUGGCUGUUAGUACUGUUGUGUAUUUCAUUAACCACAGAUAUGAUGGUGUUCAGUUAUGGCAGUUACAGAGUGUUCCUGGUCUACAUCAAUUUGUUUGGCUCUCUUCUUUUAUUUCCUUUUUUUUCCUCUACCCCUCAACCUUUAAUUUGUUAGAGGUAGCAGCAGUUGACAAGCCUAAAAUGCAUCUUUGGGAAACUGGGAUAAUGAGAAUUACCAGGCACCCACAGAUGGUUGGGCAGGUGAUUUGGUGCCUGGUUCACACGAUGUGGAUUGGGAACUCAGUGGCAGCUGCAGCCUCGGUUGGCCUAAUCGGGCAUCAUCUAUUUGGCGUCUGGAAUGGAGACAGGAGGUUGGCCAUACGAUAUGGCGAGGCUUUCGAGGUAAUGAAGAACCGAACAAGUGUCAUCCCAUUUGCAGCCAUCCUAGAUGGCCGUCAGAAGUUGCCCAAAUAUUACUGGAAGGAAUUCGUUCGAUUACCAUACUUAACAAUCACUGCAUUAACUUUAGGUGCAUACUUUGCACACCCACUUAUGCAGGCUGGCAGUUUUGGGCUUCAUUGGUAG